CCCUUCAGAAUGGUCUGAAAUAAUGAUAUUAAACUGUCAGCAGUUUCAAGACAAAAGUGUGAUACAAGGAUCGCUAAAUUAAUCAUGACAUUGUGAAAUAUUUGGGGUUAAUUGUAGCAAAUAAGAAAGAUAUUCAUUAGGAAAUUAAGAGAUAAAAUCUGAAAAAUGAUUUAGAUCAAAAUCCUUUAUCUUCUUGUUGCAUAUCUAAAAAGUCAAAGAUGAAAAUGUACAAAACCUGCUGUAUUAUGUGUGUGUAAAAUUUGAUCUCUCGUUUUAAAAGUGCUGAGCCCAAGGGAGAUGAGGGUGGAUAAAAUUACAUAUUAAUGUGCUUUAUGUUUUGCAUUCUUCACCAAUUAUUGUUAGGAGCAUGCGAUGAGCAUGACAUGAAGAUGAGGUAUGGAUUAAAAAUCAUAAUCAUGAAACCUGAAGAAAAGAUAUUACUUGUUAAGGUACUGGUGGAGAGGAUGGAAGUCGGCUUCUUUCAAGUCUAGACAGUGGCAUGCAUAACAGCGAUUACAAUAAAGUGAAAGAUUUACAGCAAUCACAGAAUGGUGAAGAAAGAGUGGAAGUGAUAGUGAAUGAGGAUAUUGAAUCAGGAGAAGAGAAACUCACAGACAGUAGUAUGUUGCAACACCCUAGAUCAAAUAGAAAGCAAACUGACCUUCACAAUUUUUGUAGACAGACAGUGGCACAUACCGGUGACACUGCAGUGACCGUGAGAGGUGUUCCUGAAACUUGGGACACAGCGACUGAUCAUGGGGACUCUGGUGAAUAUGAAGAUGCAAAACUAAUUUCAAAUGAGCCUUGUACAGUGGCAACAAAUACAUGGGAAUAUUUACCAAAUCAGCUGUGCCGGCUCUGUGCGACUAAAGAUGAACAUCCAAAGCAGUCAGUUGUUGGCUGGUUGGGCAUGUUAAAUGAAAUAAUUCCAGAUUUGGUUGCCCUGAAUGAUGAACUUCCCCAGCAUAUUUGCAGACCUUGCACAAACAAGCUUUUUACAUGCAACAAGAUAAAGGCAGACUUUAUUGAAGCAUAUGAUAAGCUUCAGGCAUCAUUGGGAUUUACAAAUUCAUCAGGAACCCAGUUCAUAGAUCCUGAAACAGCUGCACUUGGUCAUCAGACUCUUAGUGGGGUUAGGGAUGAACAAGUAGUGUCAGAGGAUGAAGAGCAAAUAGUGUCUGAGAUCCCAUCUGAUGAGUUUUCUAUUGUUACACCAAACUCUCAUAAUGACUUACUUGAAGAAGAAAAGAUCGUAAAUACUGUUGGUGAUUUGUCUUUCAAUCCUGAGGAAUUUACCGUGUCAGAUACUGAAGAUGAAGGAACUGUGCCUAGAAAUUUGACAGAACAUAAAUCAGAUAUGGUCAAAAACACCUCUGCUGCAUAUGAAGUAGUGAUACCAGAACCACACACGACAAGGAAUGAAAAGUUUAAAUAUGUAUGUGGUGAGUGUGAGGAAAUGUUCACAAAAAGGGGAGCUCUGAAUGCACAUAAACGUAGGUACCAUACCAAUGCCAAAGCAUUUGAAUGUGAAUAUUGUAUGAAGCAGUGCACAUAUGCAUACCAGUUAGAUGACCACAGGCGCAUUCACACCAAGGAAUUACCAUAUAUGUGUGAAAUCUGUGGAAAAUGUUUCCGAAACAUAACGAGGUUGAAGAACCAUGAAUAUGUUCAUAAGCCACCCAGUUAUACUUGUGAACUAUGCAAUAAGAAGUGGCGUAGUAAGUUACAUUUAAUGCAACACAAGAAGGUUCACUCUACAGACAGAAAACUGAUAUGUGAGCUGUGUGGGAAAAUACUAUUUUGUCAUUUUAGCCUUCGAAUUCACAUGCGAAUUCAUACUGGUGAGAAACCUUUUCAAUGUGACAGCUGUGGAAAGUGCUUUGUUUCUGCUGUCAGACUGAGAAACCAUGGGUCUGUUCACACAGGCAGAAAAUUUCGAUGUGAUACUUGUAGUAAACAGUUUUAUUACAAGCACACAUUAAUACGACACCAGGAAUGUCAUAUUAAGCUGAAACAUUAUAAAUGUCAAGUCUGUUUACAAGGAUUUGCUAGUCUACAUUACAGGAAUAAACAUCGUAAGGUAACAUGUAAACUGCCUAUUUGUAUUGUGUGCAACAAGGUUUUACCCAGUGAUAAGACUCUAGAAGAACAUCGCACAAAAGAGCACACAGAAGAAGAGGUAGCAGUAGCUGCAAAAUGUCAUAGAAAAUGGUAUUUUAAGUGCUGUCCAGUUUGUUCUGAGAUCAUUUGUGGUAAAGGGAACAUGUUGAAGCACAUGAAGGAAUAUCACAAGGAUUACACUUACACACCAUUUGCAUGUGAACAGUGUCCCAAGGCAUAUUGUACCGCACGUUCCUUGCGUAAUCAUAGCAUGUGGCAUAGAGAACAGCAUCCAUAUAAUUGUUUAAUUUGUGGGAAGAUAUGUAAGACAUGGAACACACUCAAGUGGCAUAAUAUGUCAGCGCAUCAAAAUGAACGUCCGUUUCAGUGUCACUACUGUGACCUCCAGUUCAGAAGACUUUCAGACUUGAUUGUGCAUCAGAGGAAGCACACAGGAGAGAGACCAUUCUCUUGCCAAAUUUGUAUGCAGAAAUUUUUUACAAAAAGUGACAUCUUAAAGCAUGCAAAGAAACAUUCCCAAAUCAUUGAAAAUGUGGCAUGGGAAGAAGUGGUGGAGGGAACUAAAAGUGAUUCUUCACCAGACUUGUUAUGUGAUGGUACAGUGGAGUAAGUGGUUUGAUAGUUGAAAAUAGAUUUUAUGGAGUGGAGAUAUAUUUAUACAUCAUGCAUGUUUUGGUCAGGAAGCUCCUAGGUUGGUGUGGGGGCUACAUCAUCUUUGGCCAUCAUCAGUGCAAUAUGUGAAAAUUCUCCUGGUAUCUGUAACCAAAGUUCUGAUGUACGACCCUUUUUUCUACUAUUUGUAUUGAUAUAACUGCAAUGUAACUGAAUGUCUGAGGGACUGAACUCUCCAAUAAUCACAAUUUUCUAUUCAGUCUAUUUUCUGAUUGUGACAAUACCCAUCUUCAGGUCUUAUCGAAUUCCAUUCUCUGUACAGAGUGUUGGGUACAUAGGCUGUCAAACCAUGAGUUGAUGUAUCCAAAAUUGGUUAAAAUGUAAAUAUACUUUUAGCAGUA
This is a messenger RNA of Zootermopsis nevadensis, 3134 nucleotides long. The record is from RefSeq and is a predicted model, not a curated record. NCBI's taxonomy places the organism in Eukaryota, Metazoa, Arthropoda, Insecta, Blattodea, Termopsidae.